AUGGGACGCAAAGGUGUUUUCAAAGCUAGUUUACUAGAGACAAAGUCUCAAAGCUCAAGCGAAUUUCACCAGAGCCUCUCUCUGGUGAGCGUCUCUCAAGAUGUCGUUGGAUCAUCUCCACCCACGGCCGCCCCUCUCGUGUCGUCCUACAACGACCGCAUCCGGCCACUCCUCGACGCCGUGGACCGCCUCCGCCACCUGAAGAUCAUGCAGGAGGGCAUCCAGCUCCCCACCAUCGUCGUGGUCGGCGACCAGUCCUCCGGCAAGUCCAGCGUCCUCGAGUCCCUCGCCGGCAUCCGCCUCCCCCGCGGCGACGGCAUUUGCACCCGCGUCCCUCUAAUCAUGAGCCUCAAGAAUCACACAAGCCCCGAGCCUCAGUUGUUUCUAGAAUUCAACGGGAGAACCGUCCAGACAGAUGAAGAAAAUGUUGUGAAUGUGAUAAACUACGCUACUCAAGAGAUAGCCGGACAAGGGAAGGGCAUCUCCAACACUCCAUUAACUCUCGUCGUCAAGAAGAAAGGCGUCCCCGAUCUCACCAUGAUCGAUCUCCCCGGGAUUACAAGGGUCCCGGUGAAAGGCCAGCCGGAGGAUAUCUCCGAACAGAUCUCCAGCAUUAUCAUGAAUUACAUAACUCCGGAGGAGAGUAUAAUUCUGAAUGUGCUGUCAGCCGGCGUCGAUUUCCCUACUUGCGAGUCCAUCAAGAUGUCGCAGAGAGUGGAUAAGACGGGGCAGAGGACGCUCGCCGUAGUAACAAAGGCUGAUAAAAAUGCGGAGGGGCUGCUGGAGAAGAUCGUCGCCGACGAUGUCAACAUCGGCCUUGGAUACGUCUGCGUCAUCAACCGCGUCGGCGAUGAGUCCUACGAUGAGGCUCGGGCUAAGGAGGCGCGGCUGUUUGAGACGAAUCCCAUGCUUGCCAGGAUUGACAAGUCAAUUGUUGGAAUUCCGGCUUUGGCUGCACGCCUGACUGCGAUUCAGGCCAACAUUAUCGUGAAAUGCUUGCCUGACAUUGUUCGCAAAAUCAACGAGAAGCUCUCUGCCAAUGUGGAAGAGCUCAACAAAAUGCCUAAGAAUAUGAGCUCUGUUGGUGAGGCGAUGACGGCCUUCAUGAACAUUCUAGGGAGUGCGAGGGAAUCUCUCAGGAAGAUUCUGUUGCGGGGGGAGUUUGAUGAGUACCCAACUGAUGAUGAUAUGCACGCUACUGCGAGAUUAGCGGAGAUGAUGAACAAGUACUCGGAGGAGCUGCGGUCUGCAAAAACUGACGACGGGAAUGAGAAGUUUCUUAUUGAUGAAAUCAAAGUGUUGGAGGAGAGCCGGUCAGUGGGGCUGCCGAAUUUCAUCCCUAAAUCGGCUUUCCGCAGUUUGUUGGCGAAGAAGGUGAAGGAGGUGUCGGGUACGCCGUUUGAUUGUGCUGAGAGGAUGUGGAGCUAUGUGCAGAAUGUAGUUAUUGCAGUGCUGGUACAGCAUUGCGAUAACUACCCUCAGCUCAUAUCUUGCACGAGGCGGGCUGCGCAGAAUCUGAUAUGGAGGAAGAAGGAGGUGUCGGAGGCGUACAUAAGCGAUUUGGUUGAGAUGGAGAAGCUCUCAGAUUACACGUGCAAUGGGGAGUACACGGCCUCGUGGAACAAGCUGAUGGCAGAGCAGGGCGGGUUCAUGGAGAAGGUCCGGGGCAAGUGCACGGAGGCGAAGGUGAGCAGGUUUGGGGAUGUUCAUGUUGAGCAUCUUUGGGAUCAAAAUGAGGAUGAGGUGCGGGUGGCGUAUGAUCUGAAGAUGAGGAUGGUUUCGUAUUGGGAGGUUGUGACGAGGCGGAUGGUUGAUAAUCUGGUGCUGCACUUGCUGUUUAGUGUACAGAAGCUCGUGAACAAGGAGGUGGAUAAGGAGAUCAUCGAUGAAGUGAUGGGGCCGCAAGGGAAUGGGCUCGAGAGGAUGCUGGAGGAGUCGCCGUCACUGUCGGAGAAGAGGAGCAAGUUGCAUAGCAGCAUUGCCUUGCUCAAGCAGAGUAAGGAUAUUGUUGCUACCAUGAUGGACAACAUUUCUGCUUAACUUCACUAGCUUUGCUUAUUUAGC
This is a messenger RNA of Salvia hispanica, 2064 nucleotides long. RefSeq names its product dynamin-related protein 4C-like. Gene Ontology annotation, molecular function: GTP binding; microtubule binding; GTPase activity. The record is from RefSeq and is a predicted model, not a curated record. NCBI's taxonomy places the organism in Eukaryota, Viridiplantae, Streptophyta, Magnoliopsida, Lamiales, Lamiaceae. Gene Ontology annotation, cellular component: cytoplasm; membrane; microtubule.